AUGAUUUGUUUUUAUCUAUUUCCAUAUACAUUAUCAAAAAAGUUACCUGCAAAACCUAAGUGUGAUGUUUUACUUUAUGAGAGCUUCGAUCCUAUCUGGUCUCCUCGUCGCUGGAUCCCUACAGAAGCUCUAAAUUAUACAAAUGAUUGGCAAAUAGUUGAAACACAGAUCCCUCAAACUAUCCCUGGAGAAAAUGCUCUAUAUGCAAGAAGAGGAAAAGUUUAUUCAGCAGUUUCUACGAAAUUCAAACAUCCAAUAAAUAUCACCGAAAAAGAUUUUGUUUUACAGUAUGAAAUGCGUGCAGAAUUUGCUUUUACAUGCAGUGGCGCUUAUAUUAAGCUUUUUGCUGGUGAUUUCGAUCCGACCAAAUUAACCAAUGAAACAAACUACGCUUUGAUGUUUGGACCUGAUAGAUGUAGCUCUUCUAAGAAAGUUCACUUCAUUUUAAACGAAUUUAACAGAUCGCCAUACAAAUUCAAGCAAUUAGUCAUGCAAGACCCACCAAUUCCAUUUGAUGAUACAAUGACGCACUUAUAUACUCUAAUCAUACGCAAAAAUGGAACUUAUUCAAUACUAAUUGAUAAUGUUCCUGCCAAAAACGGAGCAUUUGAUCAUAAACUUCGGGUUCCUUUGAGUUAUGGACUUGGUUUCGAAAUAUGGCAUGUAAAUCGUGAUAUUUCCUUUAAUAACAUUCUUAUUGCAAAUGAUGAGAAAUCUGUGAUAGAAUGGAACAAUGAAAACUUUGCUUAUAGACAGAGAUAUCAAAAGAAAGAACUACUUGAUGCUCUUUCAUACGAUCUCCCACAGAAAUCUUAUAUAGAAGUUUUAUAUUCUGAAGUAUUAGAUUUCGUUAACUCUCUCUCAUUGUUCGAGAAUCUAUUUAUGAUUCUUGUUAUUACUAUUCCAAUUGUCAUCAAUAUUAUUGGAUUUUUCAUCGAUAGAAAGAAUAAGAAACAAAAGGGCUUAAAGAAAAAGGCUGAUUGA
Messenger RNA from Trichomonas vaginalis G3, 984 nucleotides. Its product is annotated as unfolded protein binding. Lineage: Eukaryota; Parabasalia; Trichomonadida; Trichomonadidae. Gene Ontology annotation, biological process: protein folding. The transcript has a single exon. The record is from RefSeq and is a predicted model, not a curated record. Gene Ontology annotation, cellular component: endoplasmic reticulum membrane; endoplasmic reticulum. The coding region runs from base 1 to 984 and encodes 327 amino acids. Gene Ontology annotation, molecular function: calcium ion binding.